CAAACAAUAAAGUAGUUUUUCUUCACACACUUCAUUUUCACAUACAUCAAUAAUCUAUGCAUAAUUUGCAUAAAAAUCAGUGUUCCCCCAACACGGAAAUGGAGGGACACGAGCACAUCAAAAACGGCUUCUUGAGGGCGGAUCAGAUCGAUCUCAAGAGCUUAGACGAACAACUACAAAGGCAUCUUAACACCAACACAUCUUCUGCUACAUCUAUUAGAAGAGCAAGAAGUUUCGAAAAAAACACUAACAUUAAUCUCAAUAUUAGUGGCAUAAACUUCAAUAACAACCCGCCGUCGUAUAAUCAACAAAAAUCACAUGAUCAUCAUGAACAAAAUCACCAUGGAGUUGGAGUAGAAACUCAUCACAUGAUCCCUAGGUUGAGGAUUGAUACAAAUGUUAAUAAUAGACAAAGGCAAGAUUGGGAGAUCGAUCCUUCUAAGCUUAUUAUUAAAUCUGUAAUAGCUCGUGGCUCCUUUGGCACCGUUCAUCGUGGUGUUUAUGAUGGUCUUGAUGUUGCAGUAAAACUUCUUGAUUGGGGUGAAGAGGGGCACAGGACAGAUGCUGAAAUAGCUUCACUUAGAGCCGCUUUUACCCAAGAAGUCGUUGUAUGGUAUAAACUUGACCAUCCCAAUGUGACUAAGUUCAUAGGGGCUACAAUGGGUACAUCAGAACUCAAUAUACAGGGAGAUGGUGGUCAUUUUGGCGUGCCACGUAAUUCAUGUUGUGUAGUCGUGGAAUACCUUCCUGGCGGAGCUUUGAAAUCUUUCCUCAUAAAAAACCGAAGGAAGAAGUUGGCUUUUAAAGUUGUUAUGCAACUGGCACUUGAUCUUGCGAGAGGGUUGAAUUAUCUUCAUACUAAAAAGAUUGUCCACAGAGAUGUGAAGACAGAAAAUAUGCUUUUGGACAAGUCCCGAACCUUAAAGAUUGCAGACUUUGGGGUUGCACGUGUAGAGGCAUCAAACCCGAAUGACAUGACUGGUGAAACUGGCACACUUGGUUACAUGGCACCAGAGGUUCUUAACGGGAGUGCAUAUAACAGGAAAUGUGAUGUAUAUAGUUUUGGGAUUUGUCUAUGGGAAAUAUAUUGUUGUGACAUGCCUUAUCCCGAUCUUAGUUUCUCAGAAGUGACUUCGGCUGUUGUCCGCCAGAAUUUGAGGCCAGAGAUACCUCGGUGUUGUCCAAACUCGCUUGCGACUGUUAUGAAAAGAUGUUGGGAUGCAAAUCCAGACAAGAGGCCAGAGAUGGACGAGGUGGUGGCGAUGUUGGAGGCCAUUGAUACUUCAAAGGGUGGAGGAAUGAUACCCGGAGAUCAACAACAAGGAUGUUUUUGCUUUAAUCGGACUAGGGGUCCUUAAAGAGAUAGUUUCAUCAUCUCUGUUUCUCAAUCGCAAUCAAAUAGCGCGCGGUCGUCAAUCAACAACUUUUCAACUUCUUCAAGUGUUUGUAGAGUACGUACAAUUAUUAGAUGGACAUACUUAAGAUGUUUGUAUAGUAUAAGUAUCAAAUAUUCAAGUAAUAUAUGCACAUCAGGAGUUGUUAUAGUGGUUUAACUGUUUAAGCCUUGCAUGUUACAUUCAAAGAUAAAAUGCUUUUGUAAUAUAUGGUUAAGAAGAGUUUGGCAU
This is a messenger RNA of Erigeron canadensis, 1625 nucleotides long. RefSeq names its product serine/threonine-protein kinase STY13-like. The coding region runs from base 57 to 1358 and encodes 433 amino acids. Gene Ontology annotation, cellular component: plasma membrane. Gene Ontology annotation, biological process: protein phosphorylation. Lineage: Eukaryota; Viridiplantae; Streptophyta; Magnoliopsida; Asterales; Asteraceae. The transcript is spliced from 6 exons. The record is from RefSeq and is a predicted model, not a curated record. Gene Ontology annotation, molecular function: ATP binding; protein kinase activity.